CUGCUCCUGCUCUCUCUCCCCCAGGUGACCCUAGCCAUGAGAACCCUCACCUUCCUUGCUGCUAUUCUCCUGGUGGCCCUCCAGGCCCAGGCUGAGCCACUCCAAGCCGAGGAUGAGCCACUCCAGGCAAGCGCUUAUGAGGCUGAUGCCCAGGAGCAGCGUGGGGAAGAUAACCAGGACUUUACCAUCUCCUUUGCAGAGGAUGCAAACUCACGUAUUAGAGCUUUGGGCUCAACAAGGAGUUUCACUUGCAAUUGCAGAAGGUCCUGUUAUUCAACAGAAUAUUCCUAUGGGACCUGCACUGUCAUGGGUGUUAGCAACAGAUUCUGCUGCCUCUGA
Macaca mulatta (Rhesus monkey) is the source of this 339-nucleotide messenger RNA. It is a transcript of the gene DEFA6, whose product is annotated as defensin alpha 6. The record is from RefSeq and is a predicted model, not a curated record. NCBI's taxonomy places the organism in Eukaryota, Metazoa, Chordata, Mammalia, Primates, Cercopithecidae. Gene Ontology annotation, cellular component: extracellular matrix; extracellular region. Gene Ontology annotation, biological process: disruption of plasma membrane integrity in another organism; antimicrobial humoral immune response mediated by antimicrobial peptide; innate immune response in mucosa.